AUGUUCCUGUUGUCGAUCACCGCCCAGCAUCUGCUCGGGGCAGAGUCCACGUGGAUUGCCCUUGAUGCCGACCAGACUCUCGGGCUGGGUUCCAUCCGACACCAGUCCUCCUCAGAGAGCGGAUAUCAACAGGACCGCAGUGGACGUCAUUGUCGGGACGCUCAUCCUAGCGAGAUGCAAUCUUCCAUGCAGGAUCUCCUGUUUGAUGGAAAAGCUCUGUUCACAGAGGAAAUAGAUACAAGGCUGCAUGGCACGAAGAACUCCCGCAUGACCCUCCAGACUCUGGGUCUCUGUGUCCCGGCUCCAGCAAAACCUAAGUUCAAGCCGCAGCAGACUCCAACCUCAGCCGCCCUCCCAAAGCAUUUCAGACUCCUGGGGCUUGUUACUCUUUGGCUGGGAGUCAUUUUUCUAGCUGGGUUCUUCUAUACGAAUGUAAAGAUCACCUCACCCAGUUACCCCCAGACGAACGUGAUGUUUCUCAAGACCCACAAAACUGCCAGCAGCACAGUCAUGAACAUUCUAUUUCGGUUUGCAGAGAAGCACAAUCUGACCUUAGCCCUUCCUGCUGGCCAAAACUACCACCUGGGCUAUCCUCAUCGCUUCAUGGCCCAGUUUGUAGAGGGAUUUAAAACCAUGGGACAAAGCUACAACAUCAUGUGCAACCACAUGAGAUUUAACCUCCCAGAGGUCCGAAAAGUAAUGCCAAACACCACCACCUACUUUUCCAUCAUGAGAAACCCAAUUUCACUGAUGGAGUCCUCCUAUGCCUAUUUUAAAUUUUUUACACCAGCAUUUAGAAGGUCAAAGGAUGUGAAUGAGUUUCUGGCAUCUCCAUGGACAUAUUACAAUAUGAGUGAAUACACAGAUAAUGUUCAUGCGAGGAACUACAUGUGGUUUGACUUUGGCUAUGAUAACAAUGCAAUGGACACUGAGGACUAUGUGCAGCGUGUCCUAGCGGAGAUUGAACAGGCUUUUCAGCUGAUGCUGCUAACUGAUUAUUUUGAUGAGUCCAUGGUCCUGCUGAAGGAGACUUUGGGCUGGGAGAUGGAUGAUGUGGUUUACUUCAAGCUGAAUUCCCGAAGCCAGGACACUAUCAAAAGCAUGACCCCUGAGAGCAAGGAAAAGGUAAAAGAAUGGUGCUCAUUGGACUGGAAGCUCUACCAACACUUCAACAGGACCUUCUGGAGGAGAAUUCAGGAGACAAUAGGACUAGAAAAAUUGGAUCAGGAGGUGAAUCUCCUGAGAAUGAGACAAAAGGAACUUAUGGAGCUGUGUCUCUUGAACCCAAUGCCGAUAGAUAAGACCAAGAUCAAAGACAAAAAACUUCAGCCCUUCCAGUCAGGGUGUGCAAAUAUUCUGGGCUAUAAUCUUAAAGAAGACAUGGCUAAUGAGACUCUGAGAACCUGCCUGAGACUAAUCACACCUGAGCUUCAGUAUAUGUCAUAUCUGUAUGCUCGUCAGUUCCCAGAGAAGAAGAGGAAGAGCAUAGCCUUUUCCUUGUGGCGGAGGUGA
Gopherus flavomarginatus (Mexican gopher tortoise) is the source of this 1512-nucleotide messenger RNA. RefSeq names its product galactose-3-O-sulfotransferase 2-like. Gene Ontology annotation, cellular component: membrane. The record is from RefSeq and is a predicted model, not a curated record. Gene Ontology annotation, biological process: glycoprotein biosynthetic process; glycolipid biosynthetic process. Gene Ontology annotation, molecular function: galactosylceramide sulfotransferase activity. Lineage: Eukaryota; Metazoa; Chordata; Testudines; Testudinidae. Bases 1 to 1512 code for a protein of 503 amino acids. The transcript has 5 exons.